AUGAGCGCUCGAGUCUCUUACUCUGAGCUUAUAGCAAGAGCAAGAGAGAAAAGAGAUGCCGAAUACAAAAAACUAUCCAGUUUUACUAUAUCCCAAAUAGAAACUGCUACAGAAAAAGCCACCCACAGAUGGAGCUGGGCAAAUGCUUGUUUGUAUAAACAAGACAAUUCUCAGAUAAAAUGUGCCGCAAACGCUGUUUUGGGAUUCAUCCAAUCGAUAGAGAAGAGGGAAGAGUCGUUUUCCGACAUGAUACAGAUGAUUUACUUAGUUUUCACUGCAAAUUUCAGUGAAAUAGAAAUCCAGAAAAUUGGAGAAAAAUUGUUGAAAUUUGACACAAAAUUUUUACAAAUUUCUUCACAACUUUUCGCAAAACUUGGAAAGCCAUCAUCACAAUCACAGCAACUAGUGAUCAAACUGCUCCAAAAACUCUUCAAAGUGCAUUACCACUCCCUCUUAUUCCCUUUGUUGCUCUGUAUAAGAGAAAAUUUACCAAAUUCUAUAAGAAUUGAUCAAGAUGUCACUUUUCAAGUUUACAAGUCACUUCACCUGAAGAAGAAGAUAACAAUUAUGAAGAAGACUUAG
This is a messenger RNA of Trichomonas vaginalis G3, 582 nucleotides long. RefSeq names its product protein serine/threonine kinase protein. Bases 1 to 582 code for a protein of 193 amino acids. Lineage: Eukaryota; Parabasalia; Trichomonadida; Trichomonadidae. The transcript has a single exon. The record is from RefSeq and is a predicted model, not a curated record.